AUGGCUUCAUCUUCUGGUCCUCAAGCUUCGAAAAGCCGACAGUUUAUAGCUGUUAUUGGUGAUGAGGUGGGUUUACUAUCACCCUUUCUUCUCCUUUAUCUGGACAUUAGGCACUGAUGAUAUCGUAACAGGACUCCGUUACCGGCUUGUUGCUCGCGGGCGUCGGUCAUGUGACGGCUCCACCGAACGUCACCAAGAACUUCCUCGUCGUCGACGCGAAGACCGAGACGGAUAAGAUUGAGAAAGCUUUCGACGAGUUUGUCGGUAGGAAGGAUAUUGGGAUUUUGUUGAUCAAUCAACACGUAUGGAUCUUGGGGGUGUAGGCUGGUGACGGCAGGGAGUGGGGAAGCUGAUCGAGGGCCAAAUAACAGGUUGCAGAGAAGAUUCGCUACAGGGUCGACACAUACACCGCCGCGUUCCCGGCCGUCUUGGAAAUCCCGUCUAAAGAUCACCCGUACGACCCGGAGAAGGACAGCGUGCUACGUAGAGUGAAGAGGUUGUUUGGGGAAUAG
Tuber aestivum (summer truffle) is the source of this 512-nucleotide messenger RNA. NCBI's taxonomy places the organism in Eukaryota, Fungi, Ascomycota, Pezizomycetes, Pezizales, Tuberaceae. The record is from the annotation of a GenBank genome assembly.